Messenger RNA from Penicillium lagena, 966 nucleotides. Its product is annotated as TauD/TfdA dioxygenase family protein. The record is from RefSeq and is a predicted model, not a curated record. Lineage: Eukaryota; Fungi; Ascomycota; Eurotiomycetes; Eurotiales; Aspergillaceae. Gene Ontology annotation, molecular function: oxidoreductase activity. The coding region runs from base 1 to 966 and encodes 321 amino acids. The transcript has 3 exons.
AUGCCCGGCCUGACCCAGACUUCCGCGACCUUCAAGCAUAUCACCGUCACAGAGCUACAUCCGACCUUCGGAGCAGAGGUCAGCGGCGUGGAUUUUUCGCGCCCGGUAGAGGAUGACGUUUUCCAAGAGAUCUUGGCAGCAAUCAAGAAGUAUGGCGUGUGCGUGUUCCGCAAGACAAGUCUUGACGACGCCCGACAUGUCGCCUUCGCAGGACAGUUCGGCGAACUAGAUGAUGUGAGCCCCUAUAUGGCAGGAGGGCGAGCACAUCGUCUAUCAGACGUGCGCCUGUUUGACGUGAGCAACAUUGAUCUGGACGGGACGGUAUUCGCAUUGAAUAACAAGCGUCGGGAGUGGAACAAGGGCAACGGGCUGUUCCAUGUAGACUCGAGCUUCAACCCUCGACGAGCGGGAUACUCGCUUCUGAGAGCGGCAGAGCUUCCCCCAGCGGGGAUGGGCGGCGAAACCGAGUUUGCGGACGUGCGAACGGCCUUUGAUGAGCUGCCAGCGGAAGAACAGGCCGAGCAGAAAGCACAGAACUACAUCGCCGCACACUCGCUGUGGCACUCCCGGAAAACGGCGGCGCCGGAGACUUUUGCAGACCUCAACCCGGAGGACUACCCGAUGAGCCGUCACCGACUGGUGCAGCGACACGAGCCCUCUGGGCGCGACACACUGUACCUGGCGGCGCAUAUCCACCACAUCGAGGGACUCGACAGUGAAGAUUCGGCGAAUCUGUUCAAGCGGUUAUUCGCGCAUGCAACACAGCCACGAUAUGUGCUGCGUGUGGCGUGGGAGAAUGCAGGUGACUUGGUUCUCUGGGACAACACUAGUGUCAUGCACCGGGCUGUCGGCGGCCGGUUUGAAGGCAAGUUUAAGCGCGACAUGCGGCGGGCGACGGUUCAUGAUAGCAGCGCAGCGGCGUGGGGGCUGAAUGAGCACAGCAAUGUUCGCCAGGGACUCCCGUGA